This is a messenger RNA of Magnusiomyces paraingens, 3867 nucleotides long. RefSeq lists its product as uncharacterized. The record is from RefSeq and is a predicted model, not a curated record. Gene Ontology annotation, biological process: peptidyl-threonine phosphorylation; peptidyl-serine phosphorylation. Gene Ontology annotation, molecular function: protein tyrosine kinase activity; protein serine/threonine kinase activity; ATP binding. The coding region runs from base 1 to 3867 and encodes 1288 amino acids. Gene Ontology annotation, cellular component: nucleus; cytoplasm. Lineage: Eukaryota; Fungi; Ascomycota; Dipodascomycetes; Dipodascales; Dipodascaceae. The transcript has a single exon.
AUGGUUAGCAGUGGCUACGGCACUAACUCACCCUCAAACCAAGGCUUCAGCAGGCAGACUAAAAACCAACACCAGGGUUCUCAACCUGUCGAUUACUCUAGCUCUUCUUAUCAUUCCCAAUUCGCUCAUCAGAUGCCUCCUUCUCUAGCGCCUCCGUCUUCUCAGACAGUCCCCCAGUCAAUUCCGUCGCCAAUGGCAUAUUCUCCAAUUCCUGUGGAGUCACCGACGACUCCGGGGUUUCGCUCGCAUCACCACCAUGGCUCCUCUUCUGUCACAAGUAGCCCCAUGGCUGCUGGUGGGCCAUAUUCACCCCAGUACAACCCUCCUCAAGCGUACACAGGGGUUUCUUUGGGUAGCGUCAAUGCCAACUUGGCUCACAGCAACUUGUAUAACCUACCUCCAUAUGUACUUCCACCUCCUCAAGAUCACAACAAUACUGCAACUCGCCAAGGCAAUUACCCCCACAUGGGGAGCCAUGUAGGCAGCGUUGGUCGCCACUAUAACGGGACCGGGUCUACUCCCACCGGAUCCUUGAAACAAUCGAGUUACGGAUCCACGUCUUCUCUCAUGUCGUUUGAAAUGGCAAGUAGCGGUGGGCGUGGAUCGGCCUCUAAGCCUCAACAACAAUCGCCGACCAGCGAGGGCCCAAAUCGACUUCAUUUUAAUCCACACGUAAGCCCUAUUCUGCAAGGUGGCCGGUCUCUAUCCUAUAGUUCGGGCAUGGGCUCCAGCAAUAGCAGUAGCACAACCACGUCAUCACCACCCAUACCUUCCCACGCAAGCAAUUUGGCUGCCACCCAUCGGGGUUCAGGGUAUCCCACUGAAGCUUUCCAGCAAGGUGAAGCAUUGCUAUAUAACCCGUGGACAUCGCCCCCUAAUAAUAGAGCGGUAGUGUUGGAUGGUGGGCCAAAGUCUAAUUUUAUGUCCUCAGCAAACUCUAAUUUGGCUAAUUCAACAACCACCACCGCUUCUUCUCCUUCUAUCGCACCACAAAGCUCUCUUUCUCUUUCCUCUUCUGCUCACCAGCAGAUUCCGCAAUUUUCUCCAUCUUCAACUUCGAUGACGGCCUCUUCCAAUACAUUAACAAACAGUACUGUAUCUCCUCGCCAAUCGAUGUCGACCCAGCAAUCUGCCCUCUUGGCUACUUCGCAUCAUAGACUUUCCUCUGGAAGUACCAAUGAGCAGGACUUUAGAACCAGCCAUCCAAGUGCAACUCCUGGGGGUUCCGCAACAUCUCCUACAUCUCCUAUAAGACAGCAGGCCUUUCAAAAAUCAGUCCAGCAGCAGCAGCAGCAGCAGCAGCAACAACAACAACAGCAGCAGCAACAGCAACAUCUAAUACAACCUCCAGUUCAGCAACAGCAGCAACAGCAGCAACAGCAGCAACAGCAGCAACAGCAGCAACAGCAGCAACAGCAGCAGCAGCAACAGCAGCAACAGCAGCAACAACAGCAGCAACAGCAACAACAGCAUCAACAACAGCAUCAACAGCAGCAACAACAGCAGCAACAACAGCAGCAACAACAGCAACAGCAGCAACAACCACCACAACCACAACAUCUUUUACAAACUCCCAGCUCCAAUGUCCGCCCGCAUUCGUACCAUACUCACCAACAAUCUGCUUCCAUCAAUGUACCCAGUUCUUCAGACUUUUCUGGAACGACACACCCACACCCGUACUACGCCCAGCAUCCUUCUUACAUAGCUGCUGUUCCCAUCAAUCCCAGCUUCCACCGCGUAAGGUCUCGCUCUGAGCUUGCACCUUUGAUUCACGAACAACCGCGGUACCGCCGCGCGCUUCCCGAAGGCGGUACACUGAGUCCUCUUGCAGCGCUUACGAAGCAGCUGUCGACGACUUAUCACAUUUGCAAUCCUGAGUUCAACUAUCAGUCAUCUAAGAAUCCUCGGCGAGUGCUUACGAAACCUUCGGAAGGCAAACAUAAUAAUGGAGCCGACAACGUUGACAGCGACUACAUUCUCUACGUCAAUGAUAUUUUGGGAGUUUCUGAGCAGCGGCGGUUUCUUGUUCUUGACAUUUUAGGGCACGGCACGUUUGGGCAAGUUGCCAAGUGCCAAAACAUGAUUAACAAGGAAAUUGUGGCCGUUAAAGUGAUUAAAAAUAAGCCUGCUUACCUAAAGCAAAGUUUGAUGGAGGUUUCGAUUCUGGACCACUUGAACAACCAGGUUGACAGGAACGAUGAGCAUAAUUUGCUUCGUCUCAAGGACCGAUUCAUGCACAAGGGCCACUUGUGUUUAGUGUUUGAGCUUUUGAGCAGCAAUUUAUAUGAGCUCAUUAAGCGGAACCAAUUUCGCGGGCUCAGCACAAACCUUGUGCGGGUAUUUGCACAGCAGCUACUUGACUCUCUCAAGGUUCUUAAGGACGCGAAAAUUAUCCAUUGCGACUUGAAACCGGAAAACAUUUUGCUCAAGUCAAUUGACUCGCCAGUGAUUAAGGUGAUUGAUUUUGGAUCUGCAUGCCAUGAGCUGCAGACGGUAUACACUUAUAUCCAAUCGCGAUUUUAUCGGUCGCCGGAAGUGUUGCUGGGCCUACCAUACACAACUUCUAUUGACAUGUGGUCACUAGGAUGCAUUGUUGCGGAGCUGUUUUUGGGUCUACCUAUCUUUCCAGGCACGUCGGAGUACAAUCAAUUGUCGCGAAUUAUCGACACGCUUGGAGGCCCACCGAACUGGAUGGUGGAGAUGGGCAAGACGUCGUCACAGUUUAUGGAAAAGUAUGUUGACGAGUAUGGGCAGCGGCACUAUAUGCUAAAGUCUCGGGAGAAGUACUCGCAGGAGUACAAGACCAAAGAGGAGCCGAGCAAGCAGUAUUUCCCGUCGACUAAGCUGGACGAGAUUAUCAUGAAGUAUCCUCUGCCGAAGAACAAUAUGAAGCAAGCGGAUAUUGAUAGAGAGAUGCAAAGCCGGGCAUCCUUUUUGGACUUUGUCAAGGGGUUGCUCAAUAUGAAUCCGUUUGAGCGGUGGACGCCUCACCAGGCCGCAAUGCAUCCGUUUAUCACGGAAAGCAAGUUCACUGCGCCGUUUGUACCGAACUCGCGGUCUGGCGGAAGUAAGGUACGAGGAACGGGGUACUCUCAGAACCCGAGUGCCGGAGCUACUGCAUUGCAAUAUGCUCAAAAUGUUCAAAAUGCUCAUCAUGCUCAACAGCCAGCGCAACAGGCUCAACAGGCUCAACAAGCUCAUCAAGCUCAGCAGCAGCCGCAACAACCGAUGCAGGUCAUGUAUUAUAGGCCUUCAGGGGCAACAGGGAAUGAAAACAUGACUGGAGCUGGGCAAGCCGCUGGGUCUGGGACGUAUGGACAGCAGACCAAUAUUUAUGGCUCACAGAUGGAUCAGCAGGUGAAGUUAAAGUUGCAGCAGCAGCAACAGAUGGAGAAACUACAACAACGGCAACAGCUUGGUUCAGGUAGUAACAAUAACAACAAUAAUAACAAUAAUAACAAUAGCCGAAGCACUAGCAGUGGUGGUAACAGCACGCACUGGUCUGCCCGGCGUCCACGGGCAACUACAAUUGGUAACAUGGAUCCGAUUCCACCGCCGAUCCAGCGGGCAACUGCGCUGAUGAAUCCUGCACAGCCAAUCCGUGCCCAGCCUAGCCCUGCAUACAUUCCACCACCGGAACUGAGCGAGGGUGCUAACAGUGGAGAGGCAACAGUAGGAGGUGCACGUACGCGAGGGAAUGCGGGGCACUCGAAACUGAACCAGAGUACGACUGCAUCUGCGGGAGGAGGAACAAGCUACGGAGAAGCAGGGGUUGGGUCCGGGGCCACGGGGUCAGGAGGAAGCAACAAUAAGGAUGGAGAUGUUGUUCGUAACCUUGAGAAUGGGCUCAUGUCGUAUUGGUCUUAG